CGUGCCCUCCCGUCUCUACCGCCAGAUGUGAACAGUGCCAAUUUCGUGCUACAGCAGCCUUACUUUCGGAUUGGUCAAUAACCAAGCGCUUGGUUCUUCAAAGCACUGAGAGAGUUACUACGGAGAAACCUAGCGAGUUACUACCGAGAAACCUAGCGACUCUCACCAUCAAAGACCGCGAACAGCCUAUUUCAAGGGGCGUGGAUAAGAGCUGAGUGAGUGGAAUGGCCGGGACUGUCGUUGUUUUGAGUCAAACUCGCUGUGCUGGGCCCCACAGCCUGGUACUGUGUGGGUGCUAACAGAGAGGAACAAAGCAUGUGGACCACGUCUGCCAUGACAGUCAACAUGUCUGAGGCUGACCCAGACCACAUUAACUGCACCAUCAGCCAUGAGAUCCACCAGUACCUGUUCUCUGUGGCCUACAUCCUGGUUCUUUUGAUUGGCGUUCCCACCAAUGCCUACUCCCUCUACCAUGCCUGGCUUCAGCUGAGAGACAAGAACGAGCUGGGGAUCUACCUGCUCAACCUGACCGUGUCAGACCUCCUCUACCUGGCCUCUCUGCCUCUCUGGCUGCAGUACAUCUUCCAGGGAGAUGACUGGAGACAAACUGAGUGGCUUUGCCAGCUGUGUGGCUUCCUGCUCUAUGAAAACAUUUAUGUUAGUAUCGGAUUCUUAUGUUGUAUCUCUAUAGACCGUUACCUAGCCGUAGUGUACCCAUUCCGCUUCACAGCUUUUCGAAGUAUGCGGGCAGCCACGUUGGCCAGUGCCUUCAUCUGGCUGAAAGAGAUUGCUGUGGGUGUUGUCUUUUUCAAACACAAGGAACUAAGCAGGGACAGCACCAACCAAUCGGUGUGCUUUGAGCACUACCCCAUGCAGCCGUGGGAGUACCCAAUCAACUACUACCGUUUCGCCGUUGGCUUCCUGUUCCCACUAGGCAUCCUGUCCGUGUCGUAUCUCCGCGUCCUGCGGGCGGUCGGAAAAAGCGUAGGCACGCAAAGCACCCAGAAAACGCGCAUCAAGAACCUGGUGACCAGCACCAUUGUCAUUUUCCUGGUGUGUUUCUCUCCAUACCACGUGUUCCUGCUGGUGCGUACCAUCUUGGAAAGAGACUGCCCCUUCAUAAUCAACAUCUUCAACUACUACCACGUCUCCCUGCUGCUCACCAGCUUCAACUGCGUGGCCGACCCAGCGCUGUACUGUUUCGUCAGUGAGAGGGCCCAGCAGGGGAUCCAACAAGCCCAGGAGGCCUGUACUCAGGCCCUCUGCUGCUGCUGCCACAGGGGACAGCACAGCCCCGUCACAGCCACAGGUACAGAUUCCGAGGUGGCCACCUCCAACGAGAACAGAAAAGUCUCAGUCACACUGCUGACAUCUAGUAGUAAUAUUAAUAAUACAUGGGUUUUAUGAAGCUCUUUUGAAGGACCUAAAGACACUUGAAUAGUAGACUAGGAGCUAGGGUUGGAUUUAGAUGAGCGAGAAGGUCGGGGAAAAAAUACAUAGUGACAGGACAUUGGACAUGAGACAUUGGGCAAUGAUAUGAUUAUGGGCAGUCCCAAGAGCAGUAACAUGUGAAGUUCAUAGGAGCCCAUCAAAUUUGCUGUCAAAUGAAAGCUAAGAGUC
Messenger RNA from Salvelinus sp. IW2-2015, 1620 nucleotides. Its product is annotated as ovarian cancer G-protein coupled receptor 1-like. Gene Ontology annotation, molecular function: G protein-coupled receptor activity. The record is from RefSeq and is a predicted model, not a curated record. Gene Ontology annotation, biological process: cellular response to pH; G protein-coupled receptor signaling pathway. Lineage: Eukaryota; Metazoa; Chordata; Actinopteri; Salmoniformes; Salmonidae. Gene Ontology annotation, cellular component: membrane.